Messenger RNA from Cynocephalus volans (Philippine flying lemur), 982 nucleotides. RefSeq names its product zinc finger protein 501 (gene ZNF501). Gene Ontology annotation, biological process: regulation of transcription by RNA polymerase II. Gene Ontology annotation, molecular function: RNA polymerase II cis-regulatory region sequence-specific DNA binding; DNA-binding transcription factor activity, RNA polymerase II-specific. The record is from RefSeq and is a predicted model, not a curated record. The transcript has a single exon. Lineage: Eukaryota; Metazoa; Chordata; Mammalia; Dermoptera; Cynocephalidae. Bases 202 to 969 code for a protein of 255 amino acids.
UGCAUGUGUGCAUGUAUACACAUACACACUUUUCCCAGGAGAACAGUGUCACACUAUUGAUAAUCAUUUUUGAGAAAGUAGCACAUAAGUAUGAAUUUGAGAGCUGUUAUCCAAACCUGGAUAACAAAGUGCCUUUAGUGUGUUACAAGCAGUGUGAGUUCCAGCCAGAUUUCACUUCAAGUGAAAUAUUGGAGAAUUAACAUGCAGAAGAGACCAUCAAAGUGUAGUGAAUGUGGAAAAUUCUUUACUCAGAGGUCAUCUCUUACCCAGCAUCGGAGGAUUCAUACAGGAGAGAAGCCCUAUGUAUGCAGUGAAUGUGGAACUUGUUUCCGUAAACAGUCAAAUCUUACUCAACAUCUGAGAAUUCAUACAGGAGAGAAACCUUAUAAAUGUAACGAAUGUGAGAAGGCCUUUCAAACAAAAGCAGUCCUUGUCCAGCAUCUGAGAAUUCAUACUGGAGAGAAGCCCUAUAAAUGCAACGAGUGUGGAAAAGCCUUUUGUCAGAGCCCAUCCCUUAUUAAACACCAGCGAAUUCAUACUGGAGAGAAACCAUAUAAAUGUACGGAAUGUGGCAAAGCCUUCAGUCAAAGCAUAUGCCUUACUCGUCAUCAGAGAAGUCAUUCUGGAGAGAAACCUUACAAGUGUAAUGAAUGUGGGAAAGCCUUUAACCAGAGUGCAUGCCUCACACAGCACCAGAGAAUUCAUUCAGGAGAGAAGCCCUACACAUGUACUGAAUGUGGUAAAGCCUUCACUCAGAACUCUUCCCUUGCUGAACAUGAAAGAACUCACACUGGAGAGAAACUUUUUAAGUGUAGUGAGUGUGAAAAAACUUUCCGCAAGCAAGCACACCUUAGUGAGCAUUACAGAAUUCAUACUGGAGAAAAACCUUAUGAAUGUGUUGAAUGUGGGAAAUCCUUUAGGCACAGUUCAGCACUUGCUCGACAUCAGAGGCUUCAUGCUGGCAAGUAAAACUUGGAAUAUA